Molecule: messenger RNA, 2104 nt
Organism: Aedes albopictus (Asian tiger mosquito)
Lineage: Eukaryota; Metazoa; Arthropoda; Insecta; Diptera; Culicidae
Product: transmembrane protease serine 9-like
Exons: 7
Coding region: 204-2057 (617 amino acids)
Biological process (GO): proteolysis
Molecular function (GO): serine-type endopeptidase activity
Source: RefSeq, a predicted model, not a curated record
UAUUAGUUGCAUUUUUUAUUCCGCGCCGGUUAGAUCGACACUUACAUUGUGCUCCAGAGUCAAAGGCAGUUACUAAAAGCGCGCUCGGUAGCAUUUAGUAACGAGUGAUUAAUCGAUCAGAGGGUAACCAGAGAAGUGCAGGUGGACCAAAGUGGAUGACAGGUGGAAUUUAGCUAAAUGUGAAGAUCAUCCCUGAAGCAAUUAUGAAGCAACUGAUUCUGAUAUUACUGCUGGCGUUGACUAUCAGAUGCAGUCAGCAGAAAACGUCACCAUGUCCCGCUGUCUUCAGUUACGAUGAGAAGGAAGACACUUCGGACACGUGGUAUGGUACUUUAAAACUGAAAACCAACGUCCCGCUGCAUGGAAUUUUCAUUGAUGUGAUUUUCGAUGGACAAGUUUACGUAUUCGGGGCAUACUUCAAGGAUGUUACUACCAAGGACAACCUGCGGUUUCACAUUGAAGAUAAGACAUACCGCUUGAACGCUGGCGAAACAUUGAUAUUGAAAUUCUACGUGAAGCAUUCGGAGUACGGGCGAUCUCCAGGACUGCGACAGGUUCGCUUCAAUGGACAGAAUAUCUGUGUAGAUAUUCCAACCGUGAGACCUGCUACUGCUGAUCGGCACCAGAUCAAACCUAUUGUGGUUAGUCCGUACGAAAAGCCGAUCGUGUACCCAGAAGAUCCGAUAAGGCGAGAAAAUGGUCCCAAUAGCCGUGAUAAUUUGCAUGAAAUAACAGCCCAUUCAGUUCAAGCAAUCAAUUCUGUACAAUAUGAGUCUGAAACUAACAUUCCUGCUAACUACUCUCACCCUACCUUAAAUGUGAAUCCCAAAUCAGAGAUUCGUGAUGACUUUUCUAAAGUGGAAACAAGAUUUUCAGAAUCUUCUAACUCGUCAACCGGAAUUAAUAGGCACAACAGUAGACCUACUUCCGUAGGAACCAGUCACGAAGAAUACGACCCAAUUCAGGAUCCAACUAUUUGGAGGAAACCCUCGACGGAAACCUCAACAUCCAGAGCAGUUCGUCAACCGGCUCCCAGCUAUGAAAACUCCAAUGACAACAGCUACUACGCGAACACCAGAACUUCAACUCCCAAAAACAAUCGUCACACCACCGAGCGUACAACAACCACGGAGUCUUCCUAUUACCAAGGUGACCAUCGACAGUACAAUUCGAGAAGCACAACGAAAAAGCCAUCCUACUUCCAGGGAGACUACGCAUUCAUUCAACCAGUUGAAACUUCAACACACUACAUCAACUCCUACGACAACGACAUUUGCGGUACAGUGGUACCCAAAGCGAAUCCCCUGGUAGUCCAUGGUAGCGCUGCCCAGCAUGCCCAGUUCCCGUGGCAUGGGGCGCUGUAUCGUUCGUCCGUUACCGAGCUUCGGUAUCUCUGCGGAUCGACGCUAAUAUCUACCCGACUAGCUCUAACCGCGGCCCAUUGCGUGGCCCUCGAGAAAAGUCGUCGUCCGAUAGACGCGGACAGUCUGCUGAUCUACUUGGGCAAGACCAACCUGAAAAAGUGGAACGGCCCUGAACAGGACGCCAAGGUUGAGCGUAUUCUCAUCCAUCCGGACUACAAUUAUGAGCGAUUUUUUGCCGAUGUCGCGCUGCUACAGCUGAAAUCGGACGUCAAAUAUGACAACUUCGUUCGGCCCGCUUGCCUGUGGAAUUUCGACGAAGACUACAAAGUCUUGAUCAACAAGAUCGGAUUCGUUCCCGGCUGGGGAUACAAUGAACGUGGAUUGGUCAGUGAGGAGCUGUCGUUUGCGCAGAUGCCUGUGGUUGCGCACGAGACGUGCAUAUGGUCCAACCGAGACUUCUUCAGCAAAGUUACGUCGAACACGUCAUACUGUGCCGGAUUUAGGAAUGGAACUUCCGUUUGCAAUGGGGACAGCGGUGGUGGGAUGGUUUUCAAACAGAGCAACCGAUGGUACCUUCGGGGCAUCGUUUCGGUGAGCGCAGCACUGCAAGACAAGAUUACAUGCGAUCCCAACCACUAUGCGGUAUUCACUGAUGUUGCCAAAUUCUUGCGAUGGAUCAAGAGUUAUAUGUAAAUUGAUCCACAUGAAUUAGUUAGGAAAAUAUACGUUUCCGAUACUUA